CUGCAGGCCCCCACCCCCGCCAGGGGACUGGCGGAGCGGGCCUUCUCCCGGUCUCUAGUAGUUUCCGCGCCGCUGACGCAUGCCUGCGCGCACAGCUGGGCCGGGCGCGUCCUACGCAGCAGCCGCGAGCCGGGCUGCGGGUGCCAGACGGUUCCCGGCGGGGGGCAGGGGCGGGGCGCCGCAAGAGGCCGGGACUCCCGGCGGAGGAGCCCCAAGGAGGCCCGCUUGACGAUUGACCAGUUGCCAUGGCAUCCUACUACGAGAUCCUAGACGUGCCGCGAAGUGCGUCUGCUGAUGACAUCAAGAAGGCGUAUCGGCGCAAGGCUCUCCAGUGGCACCCAGACAAAAACCCAGAUAAUAAAGAAUUUGCUGAGAAGAAAUUUAAGGAGGUGGCGGAGGCAUAUGAAGUGCUGUCUGACAAGCACAAGCGGGAGAUUUACGACCGCUAUGGCCGGGAAGGGCUGACGGGGACAGGAACUGGCCCAUCUCGGGCAGAAGCUGGCAGUGGUGGGCCUGGCUUCACCUUCACCUUCCGAAGCCCCGAGGAGGUUUUCCGGGAAUUCUUCGGGAGCGGAGACCCUUUUGCAGAGCUCUUUGAUGACCUGGGCCCCUUCUCAGAGCUUCAGAACCGGGGUUCCCGACACUCAGGCCCUUUCUUUACCUUCUCUUCCUCCUUCCCUGGGCACUCUGGUAAGUUUUGCCCCUUCCCACUUUUGCAAGCUCCGAUUCCUGGAACCCUUGGACUGAGCUUGUUGCUUUUCCAAGCCUGUCUCCUGUGUUGGGAGCCCUGCCUCCAGCAGCCCUGCGAGGAGGCCUGGCGCCUCGGUGACCACGAUAGGCAGCGCAGUCUUCUUCUAACCACCUCUCCUCCUUCUCCCUUGUCCCGAUGCCAGAUUUCUCCUCCUCAUCUUUCUCCUUCAGUCCCGGGGCUGGUGCUUUUCGCUCUGUUUCUACGUCCACCACCUUUGUCCAAGGACGCCGCAUCACCACACGCAGGUAAGAGCUCCUUCUGGGGCCAUAGAGGUGUAAGAGGUCUGCUGGGUAGCUGUAUUCAAAUAGAAAAUUGGCUCCUUGAGGGCAGGGCCCAGUCUGCACUCUCUACUGCGGUGGCCAGAACUGUGACCAGCACCUGCAGGAGUCCAUCACUGCUCCGUUGCCUGAACUGUGCUAUCUCUCACAGAAUCAUGGAGAACGGGCAGGAGCGGGUGGAAGUGGAGGAGGAUGGGCAGCUGAAGUCAGUCACAAUCAAUGGUGUCCCAGAUGACCUGGCACUGGGCUUGGAGCUUAGCCGUCGCGAGCAGCAGCCGUCAGUCACUUCCAGGUCUGGGGGCACUCAGGUCCAGCAGACCCCUGCCUCAUGUCCCUUGGACAGCGACCUCUCUGAGGAUGAGGACCUGCAGCUGGCCAUGGCCUACAGCCUGUCAGAGAUGGAGGCAGCUGGGAAGAAACCCGCAGGUGGGCGGGAGGCACAGCACCGACGGCAGGGGCGGCCGAAGGCCCAGCACCAAGAUCCAGGCUUGGGAGGGACCCAGGAGGGUGCGAGGGGUGAAGCAACCAAACGCAGCCCAUCCCCAGAGGAGAAGGCCUCUCGUUGCCUCAUCCUCUGACCACCAGGCCCAACCUGACCUGAUCCAGGUCUUGACUGGGGGUCUGGCUCACUGUGGGAAGAGCAGAGGGGAGUAUCCUGAGUUGUAGGAACUGCUUUGCAACUCCAUGCUCCCUCCACGAGUUUCCCUCCCAGGCCCCCCGCACCCCACUGUGGACUUGGGAUUUGCUGUGCUCAGCCCAGGACUGAUAGGUCCCUGGUGAAACCCAGGGUGGGGGGUGUCAGGACAGUGGAAGGGCCCGAGGAGCCAGGUUGCAUUUAUUGGAUGGGGAGCUCCAAGGGGAAUUAGUGGUUUGGGCUGGGCCUUUUGUGCCCAGGUCCUCUGCCACCUGUGUUGCUGAUGGUGUCAAGGAAGGAGGACUUGGCCUAGGGUUGUCUGAGCCGGAGCCGGCAGCUCCACUGGGGAGCAGCGCAGGCGGAGUGGAGCCUCCUGCUCUCCUGGUCCAGCUGCAGACCCCCAACCCUGGUUUCUGUGCCAUGUUGUGCUCUGACUGUCUCUGUUGCUUCUCUUCUGGUGUUGCUUCUCCUCCCUCCCAUUCUCUCUGCAACUCCCUGCGGGCCGCAUCGCUUGCUUUCACUGCCGUCUGGCUAGGACUCCCUUCUUCCUUCCUUCCCCGAGAAGGCCUCAAUGUGGCGAGGAAGAUGCUGGGGCCGGUAGGGCUGUGAGGUCUUCUGGGGAGGCUAGCUGGGUGGGGCGGGAGCCUCUCAGCUGUCCGGAUUCAGAACUGGAGCCCACUCCUCCUCCCUUCUUCCCGUUGCCUCAGCCUGCCCUAACCCUCAGGACUAGGCAGAGGUGAGGCUGACUGACUCUGAAGAGGUGGGAUAGGACCAGGGGGAACCAGGAGGGAGGCCUAGGUGGGAACUGCACCCAUACUGCUUCCCUACCAUACAUCAGGGCUCAGGGAGAGGCCAUGCGGCCAGCCCAGGUCUGCAUGCUGAGCCCCGUCCUCCACAGCUUGCCGCUGAUGCUCUCUCCUGUCACCCCGCCCCCGCUCUCUCCCCAGAUGUGUUCUGAGCUGGAUGCCGGUUCCAGAAUCGCUGCACAGUUCCAACAGGACAGCGCCCUCCCCCAUGUGCUGGGAGGGGACCCUCCAUUUCUCCCCCUCACCCAUGCUGAGUGUAGAGCUGGGGCCUGGGUAGUGGGUGGGGGCCGGGUGGGAGGCGGCAGUAGUCUUAGCCUGUGCACUCUCUUCCUUGGGUGUUUCGUGCUGGCUCCUGGGAACUACAAAUCCCAGAGUGCGGUGCGCCCGGCCUCAUUUCUGAUAGAUCCCGCUUGGGGGAGGUGGUGCGUGGUUACUGAGCUGUGCAUCUUGGGACAUGUAGUUGCCCAGGUCGGCUUGUCACUCGCUGUGAGAUGGGGAGAUUUUGUCUUUUGAUUUAUCCCUGGAGGGCUGGCAGGGUUGUAGAUGAAGGAGGAAUGAUCUGAGCAUUGGUUCCCCUGACACAUCUUGCUAGCCCCAGGGUUAGAGUGGGCAGGGCAGAGCCGUGCAGCACCUGGGAGAGGUUCCUUUCCCAUGGGCAGCCUGGGGUCCCAGGAACAAGCCAGGGCGAGUAGCAUGUCCGCCUGAGCAGAGUGUGGCCCCAGAAAGCUGAGGAGUGUGGGUGGCAGAGAGCUUUGAGGGCAAGGCCACCCGCAGGGGCGUGUGUGUGGCAGGGCUUGGCAUGUGAUGGCAGCUCCAGGCAUGCUGCUGCUUGUAUGGCUUUCUUUGGCCUCUGACCCUGCUGCCCAUUCUUUCCAACAUCACAGAUGAGCCGCCUCUCCUCCUCCCUGCCUGGGGAUCCCGGUGGCCAGGGAGGGGAGUGGUGGAGCUAGCCGCCGUUAACACUGAGCCUCAGAGACGAACCAAAACCAGCUGGGCUGAGCUCAGAUCCAGGGGGAAAUGCUGGAAGUCAAUAAAACUGAGUUUUGAGAGCU
Messenger RNA from Mandrillus leucophaeus (drill), 3521 nucleotides. RefSeq names its product DnaJ (Hsp40) homolog, subfamily B, member 2 (gene DNAJB2). NCBI's taxonomy places the organism in Eukaryota, Metazoa, Chordata, Mammalia, Primates, Cercopithecidae. Gene Ontology annotation, biological process: positive regulation of proteasomal ubiquitin-dependent protein catabolic process; protein refolding. Gene Ontology annotation, cellular component: endoplasmic reticulum membrane; cytosol. Bases 246 to 1607 code for a protein of 453 amino acids. Gene Ontology annotation, molecular function: Hsp70 protein binding; ATPase activator activity. The record is from RefSeq and is a predicted model, not a curated record. The transcript has 7 exons.